UGCUAAGUUGCUAGCAGGAAGCUCACGGCUUAAACAGCAACUUCCCCCAAACUCUUGCCACUCCAGCUUCGCGGCUUUAGGUCUUGUUUGGCGCCAAAUCUACCAGUCCUGUCCCAGUUUGCCCAAGAGAAGUUUAUUGCUUUACUGUAGUCAACUACUAUGGGGUGCUGUAUGGGAAAGGAACGCAGUGAUGAAGAACAGAAGAUUGACUUCAAAGGUGGCAAUGUGCAUGUGAUCACUAACAAAGAGAAUUGGGACCAAAAGAUUGCAGAGGCAAACAAGGAUGGUAAAAUGGUGAUUGCAAAUUUCAGUGCUUCCUGGUGUGGACCAUGCCGUGUCAUUGCACCUGUUUAUGCUGAGAUGUCACAGACAUACCCCCAGUUCAUGUUCUUGACCAUAGAUGUUGACGAGCUAAUGGACUUCAGCUCGUCAUGGGACAUCCGAGCGACCCCGACUUUCUUCUUCCUCAAGAACGGGGAGCAGGUGGACAAGCUCGUCGGCGCCAACAGGCCUGAGCUCGAGAAGAAAAUUGUGGCGCUUGCCGACGGCGCCUGAGGCAAGCCAGUAACGAACAGGCAAUGUUGUCAGCCUGUCAGGAGAGCAGAAGUUCAGAGUUCAGAUUGUCACGGCAAAUACUCCAUGAUUUUUAUCAUCAGAGGCUGUAUAUCCGUUCUGCCUAUGUGAACUGCUCAGAGUUCAGACUAGUUUUGGCUAUGUGCAGAUUGUACAUCCUCCGGGUAAAAGUAUCCUGUUUCUGUUUAAAAACACACCUUUGGCAUGCUGUUCUGGCACUAUUGUUGCCAAAUUUUACCCUGGUGAUUCAUGAACUGGUGUAUGCUGAGUGUGAAUUGAUAUAAAAACAGCUGGAAAUAUUGCUGCUACCA
This is a messenger RNA of Oryza brachyantha (malo sina), 884 nucleotides long. Its product is annotated as thioredoxin H4-1. The transcript is spliced from 5 exons. Lineage: Eukaryota; Viridiplantae; Streptophyta; Magnoliopsida; Poales; Poaceae. The record is from RefSeq and is a predicted model, not a curated record. Bases 160 to 555 code for a protein of 131 amino acids.